AUGAGCACUUUGCCGCACCAUGGCGCCGCGGGAUCUUCCACGUUGCCCCCUCUCUUUUAUUCGGACGGGCAGCAUACGUACGUCUGCGUCCAGGGGCCCAACGGUCCGGAAUAUAUUCAGAGGCGGGAGGACCCUGCAGCAGCGAUGUACACCCCCACUGGGUUCUGCGGAGGUCAUGAGAUGCCGCCGAUCCACCUUGAAGGGGCUGUGGGCGGGCUGUUGAGUCCGCAGACUACGGCAUGCUCCACCAGUUGCGGAGGCGACUUUGCGCCGGCUUCCGAUAGCAUCGAACCGUCAGGAAACGCAGUUGCCCUUUCCAACCCAGGCAAGAGAAGGCUCGAGGGUGGCGCUGGAUGCAAUGGUUCAAGGCCGUGCCAUUCUGAGGAGCACGGCACCUGCGAGAGGGCGCUCAAGCAUAGCCGAUCAUUCGGGCUGACUCAUGUCAUGUCUUUUUCUUCGGUAAGCCUGCGGUGUGCCUCUGCAGAGUCUGUUGAGUGUUGUGACAACGGAGGCGCUGCACUUGGUACAGGGCCAAGUUGCCAUUAA
Besnoitia besnoiti is the source of this 546-nucleotide messenger RNA. RefSeq lists its product as uncharacterized. The transcript has a single exon. The record is from RefSeq and is a predicted model, not a curated record. NCBI's taxonomy places the organism in Eukaryota, Apicomplexa, Conoidasida, Eucoccidiorida, Sarcocystidae. Bases 1 to 546 code for a protein of 181 amino acids.